GUGUUGUACCGCGCAAUCGACAUGCUGGUGCGCGACAACUCGGACAGCGUGUUGCGAAGCGGCUAUCGGAAGCGGCGUCCCAACAGCCGUGCGGCUUACCAGCGCGGCAUGUACCACUCGGAGCCCUGGAGCCCCAACACCGCCAAGGAUGCGCUGCUGGGCCCUCCCUGGCGUCAGCUGCUGGGGCGGCUGGGGGACGACCUCAUGCUGCAGCUGCUGACCCGUGGGUCACUCUUCCUGGGACUGGGCGCAGGGAACUUCCUGCAGGUCUCUGGGCGGGCCAUAACCGAGUUAGCAAGGGAACGCUACCAAAUGUACAG
Messenger RNA from Astrephomene gubernaculifera, 320 nucleotides. Lineage: Eukaryota; Viridiplantae; Chlorophyta; Chlorophyceae; Chlamydomonadales; Astrephomenaceae. The record is from the annotation of a GenBank genome assembly.